AUGCUUCCAAACUGCUCAGGUGACCUGGUCCAACUGUUUUCUCCGAUCAAGGGACAGGACCAGACUGAUGGAGCUGCAGCUUGCGUGGAGAGAAAUCCAGUGGCAACGGUGGAUGACCGAUUUUUGUUUAGACGGGCGAUCUGGUCCUGGCACUGCAAAACUCUGCGGCGCCUGCGGGUCGUUCCUCCGUUGCUUCGCUUUGGAGUGGAAGUGCUUCUACUCCUCCUCGUCAUCGGGCAGGUGUCCUGCUUGGUGGUGCUGCACUCUGUGUUGUUGCCAACGGCAUUUUCACCGCAUGAUACGGAUCCGCUCGCAUUGUCACUGAAGUCUGCGUUAUGGCCAGAAGGCCUCAACAGCAGCGAAUUGGAUGCGAACAGCACAAGAAGCCGCGCUUCAGAGUUUCUGGUCGUGGAGGUGGUUUUGCCCAGGUGUUCGGACCCUUCGGAGAAGUGGAACACCUGUGGAUCACAGGUUCGCUGCGAAUUUGCGGCUGAACGGGCACUGCUAGACAUACCGCAACAGCUGCGCCAAAGUGCGCUCACUGCGGCGAAACAUGGUUUGAUGACUUCAGUCCAGGUUCAAGCCAAGGAUUUGGGCCUUCACCCGAAGUUCCUGGAAGUCCCGCUGCGCAGUAUCUUGGCGCGACACAUUCUGGGCUCGAUGAUUGCAGGGCCACUGCGUGAAGAGGUACUACGGCGAGAGCCAUUGAUCCUGAUCGCCAAUGCCUCAAACCAGGUGUCCAACGAGACCGAAACCAACUCAGAUCACUCCAAGGCCGCCCAGGCAGCCUUGAUGGAGAAGUGGUCGUUGCUCGCCUGGGGACUGGCAGAGUUUGGAGGCAUUGGGAACGCGUCCAAAGUUGGAAGCAAUGCCUUGAACCACUUCUCCUGCGAAGGCCAGCCUUCGGGCUCCCUUCAUGCCAUGAGGCGAAUGGCAGAACUGCUUGACAGGCACAUGGAGUGGUGGCUCUUCAAGGUGGUGUGGGCUUUCAGCACCGGCGUCUUCGGCUUGCUGGCAGCUGUGAUGUUUUGCUACUCUGUCCGAACGUCUUUGCUUGGCUGCUUCAAACUUGGAAUGAAGAUCUGCCACUCCUCUCACUCCCCUGGAGUCCCUGGAGGUUUGGAUGCCUUGGAGGCCAUCGUGCUGGUGCUUUCUCCAGCAGGCCUAGCUGUGGUCUUUUGCCACAUGGGCGACUGCCAAGACACAGCAGCGCUGCUGCUGGGUCUCUGCCUGGGCGAAGUGGCUUCCUUCUGUGCCCUACAGACCAAGGAGUCCCGGUACCUUUUUCCCCGAGUUGCAUUGCCGGCCUAUGUGGCGGAUGCGUACUACAGUAACUUCUAUCCCUUUGGCUUCACGUGGCUGGCUCACAGCUCUCUUCUCUCCUUUCAGGCGUUUGUCUUCCUGGUACUUUGGAGUCACCUGGAAACCACGGUGCCUUUGCCCAAGUUCUCCUUGGAUCAGCUGCAGCUUGAGGUGAAAUUGAGACCCAGCCACUCGCAGGACAGCAAGUUCCAACUCUCUCCAACCGUGCAGAAGCUUCUCCUAGAGCAAGGGUUGCUGCUUCUUGGCGACAAUACGUCCUACGAGACGGGUGUUGUGAUGAGUGCAGUGAUCUCAAGGGCGGUGCAGAACAUGAAGGUGCCUUGUGUCAUUCCAAUCUAUCCAGCAGGAGCAACCGAGCUUCUGUGCGACCAUGAAGAACUUGAAUUGGUUCACCCAGAGGCCUUGGGAGGUGGUGCUGCCGUGCACAUGCUGUUGAACCGUGCCUUUGCCGGGGACGCGCGCUGCGCUGCAAUGCUGGUGCAGCUGGUGUCACGGAUGAGGUCCAAGAAGCCGUUUCCUUCGUUGAAGAUUCCAGCCCGCCUCACACUGGCGCAGGUCGGCGAAGGCCUUCGCCAACGGGCAGGCGUGAAGGAGGAGCCAGAGGCGGGUGCUGUGGUGGCCGUGAUGGCUGUGUCUGUCGCCUUGUCCAAGCCUGACAAUCAGGAUCCCUUGCACUGGAAGCACAGCUUGACGCCGCCGCCAGCGCCGGAGAGCCGAGCGGAGACUCCCAACAGGCAUGUCAUGUCAUCCCGCCCUUUGGAUGGUAAAGAUUCAGGGACCCCCACCGAAACCAAGGUCUUUGCUCUUCACCAGAAUUGGUUCAAGGUCCAGCUCCGCCUGCUCCGACCGCUGUGGCUCGAGGGCGGCGACGACGCCCACAACGGCGCGAGAGAAAAGUCUCCAUUUGAGUUGGAAGAUGAGGAGCUCCUGCGGCGUGUGCAGUCUCCAGAGCAGGAUGACUUCCUGUCUGCUGAUCCCAGGACGAUCGAAGCAGAUCUGCUUCACAAGAUCCUGUUCAGAAGACGACCUCCUCCAGAGGCUGAGGCUGAUAAUGCUUGCCCGAACCGUGCUCUUGCGGCACCACCCGGCUUGAUGAAAGCAAAGACACAGCCGGAGUCAGAGCUGCUUUUCAGCAUCUCCAAGAACUUUCGGAUGGCUUCGGCCCAGGGAGUUGCGCAGAGAUUUCCGUAUGGUGCACCACCAGUCCAGCCACAUCCCACAACGAGUCCUCCGGCGCAGCUGGCAGCUCCUGUGGUCAAGCCUCACAAUGCAUGGUGCACCUUCAUCACUUGGGUUCCACCAGCCAGUGGCUCUGAUGAUGAUGACUUCAGCUACGAGAUGAAUGUCAGGAUGGCAGAUUCAGAGAACUGCAUGUUGGUGUCAGAGAUUGGUCAGGAACCCAAGGUGAAGUUGAACGGACUGGAAGCUGGGAAGAUUUACUUCUUCCAGGUGCGCGCCUGCAAUGCUCUUGGCAACAGCGAUUGGAGCUUUUGGUCAGAAGGCUAUUUGGUCCCGAAUCCGCUGCAGACGGUGGUCAGGAAUGAAGAGGGAGAGGAAAUCGAACCACUGAGCAGCUCAGAUUCGCCCACUUCCAUCAAACUGGAGUGGGAUGAGCCUUGCAGUCAAGGAGCACCUAUCAUUGGAUACCGUGUUCAGUACAGCCUUGAUCCUGCUGAGGGAGUGGAUGAAACAAUCACUUCGCUUCAUAGGAGAACCUGGUUGGUUGUGAAUGACCUGAAGCCAAGUCAUCUCUACUUCUUCCGGGUGCAAGCAUUGAACGAGGCCUGCAGCGAUGCGGCCACUUGCUCAGCAACGAGGUCAACCGAUAUCUUGGGUCAUCUUGGGUCGCGGGAUGUUUCAACCAAGGCGGAGUCAAGGGCCUUGUCCAUUGCUUGGACAGAACCCUUCUCAUGUGGUUUCAGGCUCGGAAAAACGAAAAGAGCCACAAAGAACCACAAAGAACCACAAAGAACCACAAAGAAGAACAAAGAUCAUCAACAUGAUCAAAUCCUCACCAUCACCAUCACCAUCAUCAUGAAACAACCAAAAAUAGAUUGA
Molecule: messenger RNA, 3381 nt
Organism: Cladocopium goreaui
Lineage: Eukaryota; Dinophyceae; Suessiales; Symbiodiniaceae
Source: the annotation of a GenBank genome assembly